This is a messenger RNA of Rhincodon typus (whale shark), 514 nucleotides long. RefSeq names its product coiled-coil domain containing 24 (gene ccdc24). The transcript is spliced from 3 exons. The annotation marks the transcript as partial. The record is from RefSeq and is a predicted model, not a curated record. NCBI's taxonomy places the organism in Eukaryota, Metazoa, Chordata, Chondrichthyes, Orectolobiformes, Rhincodontidae.
CAGCUAUGAAUGUGAACUGUACCGAAGGAGACAAUAGAUUUCCUGAUAACUAUGAGAAACCUUCAUCGCUAUGGAACCUUAUAGAGGAGUGUGUCCCUCUAUGUGAGAGAAAUGAAAUCAGGAGGAUUUUAGGUGCAACUGCGGUUGACCUCAGCCUGGACUUGCAUGCAGAGGUGUCCAUUUUACUGGAAAUGUGGCAAGGGAUGAAAGCAACCAGAUUGAGAGUUUCUCAAUUACAAGCUUCACGUACAGCCCUACCAGAGGCUCCUGUAAUCAAAGACCUGCUUCGGCAAGAAAUCCAAUUUUUGCUGUUAGAUAUUCAAAAAAGAGCACAAAAGGAGGGCAGAGGUAACAAUGAUGCACUUGCAUCUUAUAAUCCUGAUGUUGUCAGUUUCGCCAUGGGACAAAGUAAAGUUCAAAGCACCAUGAAUAAACCUGCAAACACAGCGGAUUUGAUAGACAAGCAGAUGGGAGUAAGAACCUCUGAAACAAGCAACAGGAGUGAGAAUGGAAG